Messenger RNA from Pochonia chlamydosporia 170, 828 nucleotides. RefSeq lists its product as hypothetical. The transcript is spliced from 2 exons. The record is from RefSeq and is a predicted model, not a curated record. The coding region runs from base 1 to 828 and encodes 275 amino acids. NCBI's taxonomy places the organism in Eukaryota, Fungi, Ascomycota, Sordariomycetes, Hypocreales, Clavicipitaceae.
AUGGCCGCCACCAUUGACGUCGCCUCUCUCAACAAAGACUCCGCCCCGGAGCACGAAUCCAAAAUCAUAUCCAUCCUCUCCAACGCCAUCAACACCCUUCCCCCCACGGAGCUCUCGGCCGAAACUACAGCCGGCGAAAUCGACGCCCUCUAUCCAUCUGACUCUUCUGCCGCCGAAGACUUCCUCUGGAGCUUCUGGACGCUCAUCGUCUCCGUGGCCAAGAAAAUUCCCGCCGACGAUCCCCGCCAGCAGCUCCUCGUAACGACGAUUGCGAAACUCAAGGCCAAGAGGGACGAAGAGGUCGAGAUGUGGGGACAGAAGACGAGAGUCUGGAGUGAAUUGCCCAUGUUGGGACCCGUCAUGAGAGAUGAGUGGAAUCUGUCCCCCGAUUUUGACGGCUCAGAAAAGGACAAUGCUACGAUUCAGGAAUGGAUUUCUCUGAAUUCGUUUGCUGCGCGGUUAUACGGCGCUUCGCUGCAGUCGUGGGUGAACCUGGGUAUUUGGGAGUUGCGCUCUGGUCUGGAGGAACCGCCUGAGGAUAGACCAAAUGCCAAGGAGACGAGGGUUGCUACUGCGUAUGAAUGGAUUACGCACGCCGGCAAAGAGUUGCAUGCCAAUGGACAGCAGGUUCAGCAGUUGGAUGCCAUGGAGCAGCGGGCCCUUAAACCAGGGUCGUUGCUUAAGAUUGAGGCGUCGGGGUUGAGUAAUGAACGAUGGAGGUUCUGGCGGGAAAGGAUCGGAGUUUUGGGUGCCGGAGCAGGAAGUGGUGCUGCAAAGGAGAAGGCACAGAGAGCCGUUGAGGUAAUGAAGGACCUUGAGGGCAACUAA